This is a messenger RNA of Ailuropoda melanoleuca (giant panda), 3674 nucleotides long. RefSeq names its product mannosidase alpha class 2C member 1 (gene MAN2C1). The transcript is spliced from 26 exons. The record is from RefSeq and is a predicted model, not a curated record. Gene Ontology annotation, biological process: mannose metabolic process; oligosaccharide catabolic process. Bases 287 to 3460 code for a protein of 1057 amino acids. Gene Ontology annotation, molecular function: alpha-mannosidase activity; carbohydrate binding. Lineage: Eukaryota; Metazoa; Chordata; Mammalia; Carnivora; Ursidae.
GGGACUUUCGGAGAAUCUAAGCGUCGCACUUGCCGUUCUCUUUAGGGAUUUGCCCAGUGGCCAGUCAGUUCGGAAGAGCUAGAGGAGAGCCUCGGAAGCCGCGCUCUGGACUCUCAGCGGCCGGCUCAAAGUUCAGCGCGCCGCGGCUUCCGAGAGCCGCCAGUGUUCCGAGAAAAGCUGCCCGGGGCUGGAGGGCGCCCCUCGGACGCCGGAACCUUUGGUUCCCGGCCGUGGGCCGCGCCGGCAGCGGCAGGGGCCUUCCGGGGAGAGGAGCGGGCGCGCGGCGAUGGCGGCGGCGCCGGCCCUGAAGCACUGGCGCACUACGCUGGAGCGGGUGGAGAAAUUCGUGUCGCCGCUCUACUUUACCGACUGUAAUCUCCGCGGCAGGCUCUUCGGGGACAGCUGCCCGGUGGCCGCGCUCUCCAGCUUCCAGACGCCCAAGAGGCUUCCCUACCUGGAGGCGGUGCAGCAGGAGUUCCGCCCCGCGCAGAUCGGCGACAGCUUCGGACCCACGUGGUGGACCUGCUGGUUUCGGGUAGAGCUGACCAUCCCGGAGGCAUGGGUGGGUCAGGAAGUUCACCUUCGCUGGGAAAGUGAUGGAGAAGGCCUGGUGUGGCGAGAUGGAGAACCUGUCCAGGGUUUGACCAUAGAGGGGGAGAAGACCAGCUAUGUCCUGACUGACAGGCUGGAGGAAGGAGACCCCCGGAGCCUGACCAUCUAUGUGGAAGUAGCCUGCAACGGGCUCCUGGGGGCCGGGAAGGGAACCAUGAUUGCAGCCCCUGACCCAGAGAAGAUGUUCCGGGUGAGCCGGGCUGAGCUGGCUGUGUUCUGCCGGGAUGUUCACAGACUCCUGGUGGAUCUGGAGUUGCUGCUGGGCAUAGCCAAGGGCCUUGGGGAAGACAACCAGCGCAGCUUCCAGGCCCUGUACACAGCCAACCAGAUGGUGAACGUAUGUGACCCUGCCCAGCCCGAGACCUUCCCGGUGGCCCAGGCCCUGGCCUCCAGGUUUUUUGGCCAACGUGGAGGAGAAAGUCAACAUACCAUCCAUGCCAUGGGGCACUGCCACAUUGAUACAGCCUGGCUUUGGCCCUUCAAGGAGACUGUGCGAAAAUGUGCCCGGAGCUGGGCGACAGCCGUGCAGCUCAUGGAGCAGAACCCGGACUUCAUCUUUGUCUGCUCCCAGGCGCAGCAGCUCGAGUGGGUGAAGAGCCACUACCCUGGCCUGCACGCUAGGCUCCAGGAGUUCGCCUGCCGAGGGCAGUUCGUGCCUGUGGGGGGCACCUGGGUGGAGAUGGACGGGAACCUUCCCAGCGGAGAGGCCAUGGUGAGGCAGUUCCUGCAGGGCCAGAACUUCUUCCGGCAGGAGUUCGGGAAAAUGUGCUCGGAGUUCUGGCUCCCAGACACGUUCGGCUACUCAGCACAGCUCCCCCAGAUCAUGCGCAGCUGCGGCAUCAGGCACUUCCUGACCCAAAAACUGAGCUGGAACUUGGUGAACUCCUUCCCGCACCAUACUUUUUUUUGGGAGGGGCUGGAUGGCUCCCGCGUGCUGGCCCACUUCCCACCUGGCGACUCAUACGGGAUGCAGGGCAGUGUGGAGGAGGUGCUGAAGACCGUGGUCAAAAACCGGGACAAGGGGCGGACCAACCACAGUGCCUUCCUCUUCGGCUUUGGGGACGGGGGCGGGGGCCCCACCCAGACCAUGGUGGACCGCCUGAAGCGGCUGCACAAUACAGACGGGCUGCCCAGGGUGCAGCUGUCUUCUCCGGGGAGACUCUUCUCCGCGCUGGAGAGCGACUCAGGGCACCUGUGCGCGUGGGUUGGGGAGCUCUUCCUGGAGCUGCACAAUGGCACCUACACCACCCAUGCCCAGAUCAAGAAGGGGAACCGGGAGUGCGAGCGGAUCCUGCACGACGUGGAGCUGCUCAGCAGCCUGGCCAUGGCCCGCAGCACCCAGUUUCUGUACCCGGCCGCCCAGCUGCAGGACCUCUGGAGGCUCCUGCUCCUGAACCAGUUCCAUGACGUGGUGACCGGAAGCUGCAUCCAGCUGGUGGCAGAGGAGGCCAUGUGCCACUACGAAGAUAUCCGUUCCCACGGCAGCACGCUGCUCAGCGCCGCAGCCGCAGCCCUGUGCGCCGGGGAGCCGGGGCCCGAGGGCCUCCUCAUCGUCAACACGCUGCCUUGGACGCGCACUGAAGUGCUGGCCCUGCCCCGGCCUGGGGGGGCCCACAGCCUAGGUAUCCUCCCCAGCCCUGGUGACGGUGCCCAGCAUGGGCUACGCUUCUGCCCCGGCCCCCACCUCCCUGCAGCCCCCGCAGACCCAGCAACCUGUGUUUGUGGUGCAAGAGUCCCUGCACACUCAGCUUCAAGGACCCCUCCCACCAAGACCGACGGUUCUGUGACUCUGGACAACGGCAUCAUCCGGGUGAGGCUGGACCCAACCGGCUGCCUGACGUCGCUGGUGCUGGUGGCCUCCGACAGGGAUGCCAUUGCUGAGGGCGCCGUGGGGAACCAGUUUGUGCUGUUCGAUGAUGUCCCUCUGUACUGGGAUGCAUGGGACGUCAUGGACUACCACUUGGAGACACGGAAGCCAGUGCCGGGCCAGGCAGGGACCUUAGCAGUGGGCACUGAGGGUGGCAUGCGGGGCAGCGCCUGGUUCCUGCUGCAGAUCAGCCCCAGCAGUCGGCUCAGCCAGGAGGUCGUGCUGGACGCUGGCUGCCCCUACGUCCGCUUCCACACCGAGGUGCACUGGCACGAGGCCCACAAGUUCUUGAAGGUGGAGUUCCCCACCCGCGUGCGGAGCCCCCAGGCCACCUAUGAGGUCCAGUUCGGGCAUCUGCAGCGGCCCACGCACCACAACACCUCUUGGGACUGGGCUCGAUUUGAGGUGUGGGCCCACCGCUGGAUGGACCUAUCAGAGCACGGCUUUGGGCUGGCUCUGCUCAACGACUGCAAGUACGGCGCGUCAGUCCGAGGCAACGUCCUCAGCCUCUCGCUCUUGCGGGCGCCGAAGGCCCCCGACGCCACUGCUGACAUGGGCCGCCACGAGUUCACCUACGCGCUGAUGCCGCACCAGGGCUCUUUCCAGGACGCUGGCGUUAUCCGCGCUGCCUACAGCCUCAACUUCCCCCUGUUGGCGCUGCCUGCCCCGGGCCCAGCACCCGCUGCCUCCUGGAGCGCCUUCUCCGUGUCCUCGCCCGCGGUCGUGUUGGAGACGGUCAAGCAGGCGGAGACCAGCCCCCAGGGCCGCACGCUGGUCCUCAGGCUGUACGAGGCCCACGGCAGCCACGUCGACUGCUGGCUGCGCACGUCGCUCCCGGUUCAGGAGGCCGUCCUCUGCGACCUCUUGGAGCAGCGAGACCCGGCUGGCCACCUGCCCCUUCGGGACUCCCGCCUGAAGCUCACCUUUUCUCCCUUCCAAGUGCGGUCCUUGUUGCUGGUGCUGCAGCCCCCUCCAAACUGAGCCGCUGACGGUGGGGUUUUAUGUGUGGAAGGCUUGGGGGGCUCCUCACUUCUGCCUCCCCCGCCUGAAGCAAGGAUCAGUCACCUCUUGAAUAAACCCUUGACUCAGGAACCCUGCUAGCAGUAGUCCCCGCUCACUCCGCUCGGGGCCUGUCCUCAGGCAUUUGGGGGCAGGGGCAAGACCCGAGCUUCUCUGUGUGUGCAGGGUCUGGGUU